CCGGCUCGGGGAGCGGAGCGGAGACAAAGGCGCCGCGCCGCCCCCCCCACCCCCCCCGCCUUCCGCCCCGCCCCGGUUAUAACGCGCCCCCCUCCCGGUACCGCGCCGGCCCAUGGCUCCGGCGGCGCCUCCAUGCCCGGGGGGGAGGCGGGCAGGGGGACGGCCGGCAUGGCGGGCGGGCGGCAGGGCGGCGGGUCGGUGAAGAUGGCGCUGCGGCGGGCUUACUCCAUCAAGGACAAGCUGGAGGCCAUCGAGCGGGUGAAGAAGGGCGAGCGGCAGGCGUCGGUGUGCCGGGCCUUCGGGGUGCCGGGCGGCACGCUGCGGGGCUGGCUGAAGGACGAGGCCAAGCUGCGCUGGUUCCUGGAGCAGCUGGGCGGCGAGGUGGGCACCCAGCGCAAGAAGAUGCGCCUGGCCAACGAGGAGGAGAUCGACCGCGCCGUCUACGCCUGGUUCCUCGCCCUGCGCCAGCACGGCGUGCCCCUCUCCGGGCCCCUCAUCCAGGCGCAGGCCGAGGCCUUCGCCCGCCAGAUCUACGGGCCCGAGUGCACCUUCAAGGCGAGCCACGGCUGGUUCUGGCGCUGGCAGAAGCGCCACGGCAUCUCCAGCCAGCGCAUCUACGGCGAGGGCGGCCUGGCCGCCGAGCCCGAGCGGGCCCCCGCCGCCUGCCCCGAGCCGCCGCUGCCCGACGCCGGCGGCUACGGCGACGAGCAGAUCUACAACGCCAACGUCACCGGGCUCUACUGGAAGCUGCUGCCGGGGCAGCCGCGCCGGCGGGCGGCCCCCGGCGAGCGGGUCACCGUGCUGCUGGCCGCCAACUUGACGGGCUCCCACAAGCUCAAGCCGCUGGUGGUCGGCGGCCUCCGCAAUCCCCCCAGCCUCCGGCACCACAACCAGGACAAAUUCCCCGCUUGCUACCGCUACAGCCCCGAGGCCAGGCUGGGGCUGGCCCUCCUGCGCGCCUGGUUCUUCGAGGACUUUGUGCCCGGUGUCAAGAGGUACCUGCGCCGCAGCUGCCUGCAGCAGAAGGCCGUGCUGCUGCUCAGCUGCCCCCCGCCACCCUCCGGGGCCGGCCCCGAGGAGACCCCGCCGCUGCAGACGCCCGACGGCGCCAUCCGCGCCCUCUUCCUUUCCAAGGGCCCCGCCGGAGGAGGCGGGGGCCGAAUCCCGGCCCCCUUGGAGCAGGGGGUGGUGUCCGCCUUCAAGCAGCUCUACAAGCGGGAAUUGCUGCGCCUGGCCGUGUCAUGUGCGGCCGGCGGCUCCGGCGGGGGUGGCCCCGUGGAUUUCGUGCGGUCCUUUCUGCUUAAGGACAUGCUCUACUUGGCCGGCCUCUCCUGGGACCUCAUCCCUCCUGGCUCCAUCGAGAAGUGCUGGCUGCUGGGACUGCGCGCUGCCUUCGAGCCCCAGCCCGGGGAGGAAGAGCAAGGAGACCCGCCGCGGGGGGAGGAGGGGAGUGGGGACAGCAAAGUCUUCAGUGACCUUACCCACCUGGCCGCCCUGGCCUACAAGCGCUUGGCUCCCGAGGAGGUGGCCGACUGGCUGCACUUGGAUGACGCGGCCCCAGGCAUGGAGGAGGAUGAUGGGGAAGAGGAUGCUGAGGACGAAGGCCCCGGUGGCUUCGGGGUGGACGAAGAGGAGGAGGUGGCCACCGGGGAUGGGGGUGGCGGAGGAGGAGGUGGUGGGGCUGGGGAAGGGGGGGACCCCUUGCUGCCCACGGCCCGGGAAGCUAUCCGAGGUCUGGAGACGGCACUGCGCUGGCUGGAGAGCCAGGACCCCCGGCAAGUGGGGCCGCUGAAGUUGGUGCAGCUCCGCUCCCUCAUCAGCAUGGCCCAGCGGCUGCACCGCGGCGGCAGCCCCGAUUCCUAGGGCCAAGGUGGCCUGCGACCUCUCGGCUACCUACCGCCUCGCCUGGGCAAGGGGGCACGGCCCGGACCCCCGUGGGGCUGGGGGCAACCUGCCUCUCCCGUGGGACCGGCAAUGGAGGUGCCAGCUCCCCUCACCCCUCCGUCACGGGCAGCUCGGGCUCCGGAGGCCCCAAUACCCUUACGUUACCUUUGCUAAGGGGAGUGAAAAUUUAGGGCUAACAGGGGGUUUUGUGUAAUACCCUCCAUAUGUCGCAUAUUCGAGGGCUGUUCCUCACCCCCAGUGUAUUUAGGAGGUGCUAUUUUUUUUUGUUUGAAUCCUGUGAGACUGAGCAGGAUGGAUCCGCCGGCAAUGCGCCGCCAGGAGCACGGGGAAAAGUUACGUCCCCACCGCUGUAAGUAAUCCCCCCGCAUCGCGGAGCGGGGUGCCGAGCGAGGUUUGAGGUGGGCUGCCCCGGUGGGACAUCUCUCGCUCCCCAGCGCCGACCAAGACGGAGGCGCCGGGCCGGAGCGGAGCUGGCAGAGGGAUCUGCGCGGCGGGGAGAUGGGUCAGAUCCCCGGAGAGGGUCACCUCCAUCUCGGUGACAACCAUGCGCGCGAGGGUGCCCGGGCCGUGGCGACCUGCCCAACGGGUAUCUUCAGCCAAGCAUCUCUGCAAAGCACAACGGUCCGGGCGGAGGAGGCUGAGGUGUCCUCCAGGGUUGGCAGGGCAGCCGAGGCUGGAGGAGCCGGGGAGACGGCUCCCAGCGCGACGCGCAUCUCGAGCGGGGCAGCAGCAGGAAGGGCUCCCAGAGGUGAAACACUAGAGGCAUCAAAUGUGAAUUAGCAGCUCUGCUCUUCACUGGAUUUUGAUAAUUUUUAAGUCUAUUUAACCAAAUUAUUCAAAGGAGGAAAAAGAAAAAAAAAAUCAUUAGUGCUGAAGUACCUCGUGUCAGCAGGCGGGGUGGCUGGUUUUACCUGUUGGGUCUUUGUCUCAUGACUUCAGAGUUUAUGAAGAUUAAAUGGAUUUUUAUUCCCA
Messenger RNA from Rhea pennata, 2877 nucleotides. RefSeq names its product tigger transposable element derived 5 (gene TIGD5). Gene Ontology annotation, molecular function: DNA binding. The coding region runs from base 133 to 1863 and encodes 576 amino acids. The transcript has a single exon. The record is from RefSeq and is a predicted model, not a curated record. Lineage: Eukaryota; Metazoa; Chordata; Aves; Rheiformes; Rheidae. Gene Ontology annotation, cellular component: nucleus.